AUGGCCUGGGAGGUGGUCGGCGGUGGGGACAAGGGUGGCAUCCUGGUCCGAAGCGGCCAGGCCACCAGCAGCGACCAGCUUUCGGAGCGGCUCAGCACCGGGGCUCGGGUGGAGGAGCUGGAGCUGGUGGGCGAAAGGCUGCACUACAAGCUCGUCUCGGGUACCGGCCCGGCAGAGGGCUGGGUUAGCCUCUCCCUGAAGGACAAGCCCUUGCUGCAGCGCGUUGGUGAGAAGCCGAAGGGCGACGUCGAUGUUGGCGACCUCCGAGAGGGCGACUACUAUGUGACCCUAGGAAUCCUCUUCAAGAAGCUGGGGACGGAUCCUGAAAAGGCCUCGCUCACCAAGCUGAAGCGCAGCGUGGGAUCCGUGGUGCACACCACCGGAAAGGUCUGGAGAGGUUCGGGUGGUGGCUACUGGGUAGAGCUGGAUACAAGCUCGGGCGAUUCGGGUGCUGGCGAGAAGCCCGGCUACGUGAUGAUUGACGCAAGCGGCUUCGGAACACCCGGCCCGUGUCUGCAGAAGGCCUCGAAAGAAGAUGGGCCGAUUCUCCUUCUAAAGGCCAAGCCCAAGCCGGGAUCGGAAGUGAAAGCCUGGGACGAUGGGAGCCUGGACAAGGAGUUUCUCGUGCUGUCGAAGACUACCAUCACAGAGGUGAGGGUCAUCCUGGGCAUGUUGUUCAAGAUUGCCAAGUCCGAGAGUAUCACGGUGCUGUCAAAGGAUGGCGGCCAACUUGCCCCGGAAACGAAAGUCGGCGAGGCCGGCUUCCGAAGUGGCGACGAUUGUGCCUUCGAGCACUCGGAAGGCAAACCGAUGAGGCUCGUGGUCAUGAGCCCCCUGGAGGAGGGCGUGAAGCUCACAGACCUCGACAUCAAGAACGACUGGACUGUAGGACAGGUCCGGAAACUCCUGUGCAGCAUCACCGGCUUGAAGGAGUCCAGCAUGAUUAUGGCUCGGGGGAAGAUGGGUGAGCGUGUCGGCGAGGACGCCCAGCUAAACUUGUCGCACCUGGUAGCGGACUGUGGCUACAAGGAGGGGGAUGAGAUCGGAUUUAUUUACAUGGGCGAUACGGAAGGUGACCUCAAGGCCUUUCUCGCAAAGCAGUAG
This is a messenger RNA of Symbiodinium sp. CCMP2456, 1104 nucleotides long. The record is from the annotation of a GenBank genome assembly. Lineage: Eukaryota; Dinophyceae; Suessiales; Symbiodiniaceae.